Molecule: messenger RNA, 5499 nt
Organism: Octopus sinensis (East Asian common octopus)
Lineage: Eukaryota; Metazoa; Mollusca; Cephalopoda; Octopoda; Octopodidae
Product: plectin
Exons: 17
Coding region: 16-2454 (812 amino acids)
Biological process (GO): wound healing; intermediate filament cytoskeleton organization
Cellular component (GO): membrane; cytoplasm; intermediate filament
Molecular function (GO): protein binding; structural molecule activity
Source: RefSeq, a predicted model, not a curated record
CUGGAUAGCAUCACAAUGAAAUCAAUUGAAUCAAAACUUAUUCAGGAAGACGACGGCAGUUUAAUGUCCCCUGCAAGCAUGUCGAAAGUCAAAGAAUGUUCAGAGUGGGCCGAAAAAAGACAGGAUAUGGUGGGAGGCACGCCUUUCGGAACAAACAAUGCAUGUGUUCAUGAAGCCAUGGAAAAUAUGAGGUCUCGCUGUAAAGAUAUCAGAAAAGAAGAGUCUCAGUACAGAGAUUUCUUGAACAGCCAGGACUCGAAAAUUGCUGAAAUUAGAGAAGCAACUCGUGCUUUUGACAGCUUAGAUGCACUAAUGGCGAAACAGACAGCAUGCUUGGAAGUUAUUUCGCAAAUCACAACAUUGGAAGACACAGUACAGAACACGGCUCUGGCCAUCGAUACCAAGAGUGUCCACCUGGUGAACUCUGGAGUACAGAAUCAUGUACAAGAAGCUCCUAACUAUGGAAAUAAUUGCCGUCUUAUGGCAGCAGCUAAGAACUGUAACCUAGCAGUUCGUAAUAAUUGGCGAUGGAUUGGACAGAUGUUGCAAUGUGCUCAAGUUCACUUCCAUAAAGCUGCUGAUUUCCAUCAGUUUUUCCACGAUGCUCAAGAGGCUGAGUACUGGAUGAAGAACACACUCUCUACAGUACAUUUGAGUUUCGACCGUUCGAAACUACAAGGGGACAUGGCUGAUGUGCAGUCCAUCAAGGAUGAAAUAAAGGAAGUACUGUUAGCCUACACCCAGUGGCAAGGAAAAAUAGAUUCCUUGUUCGACAGGGCCAAGAAUAUCGUUCCAGUUUCUCAGAGAUUGAAGCCUAUUGAGGAGCCAUGUGUUAUCACUGCAUUAGCUGACUACAGAACAAGCGAUAUUGAAUUCACUGAAGGAGAGUCUUUGACACUAUUGAACAAUUCUGACAAAAAAAUAUGGAAGGUGUCGAAUACUCGUGGACAAACUGCACUGGUGCCCGCUGUUCUGUUGCUGAUACCUGGUCCAUACCCUGAAGCCCUCGAUGUUGCAAUCAAAAUGAGGGUCCAACUGUUAGCACUAUGGACAGCCAGUGUAAAGAGACUUGGCUAUCAACUGAUAGCUUUCAUGCUGCUGGUCGUAAAAGAUUACAGCGAAGACGAGAUACAACAGUUUACCAGGCUAUCGAGUAGUCAACAAAAAGAACUUAUCUGCCUUCUGAAGUAUAUCGAAGAAACCCUGAUGCCAAAUUGGAAUGGAUACAAGGAUUUUGGAGAGCUUCAAGAAAGAAUGGCUCGUAUAAGGUUUAUACUCGAAGAGAAAAAUGGCACAGUCAAGUCGAUUUCAGAUGGUAGCCAGCAAUCAGUUGUCAUUCAGUUCAAUGCAUUGAAAGAUCUUCUUGGCAAAUACGGAGACUUCUGGGCUUACUGGGAGACGUACAAGGUAAUUGUAGAGCUUCUCAAGCAACCGAAAUUUGUGUUGGUUUGUGAUAAGUGGGAGCAACUGCGGUUUGUGACAACAGCACAUUUCGUUAGAUUUUGGGACACCAACCUGGAUGUUGAUACUGUUGGUAAGGUUGAUCAAAUUGAACAAACUGUCGUAAACAAAAGUCUUGCCCUCCAUGAAACUCCAAGGGAGGAUAUGAUUUCUAGUGAUUACACUGUAUCUACUGAGAAAGAAGAGACAGAAACCGAGCAAGUGGUUACUUCUAUCGAGGAAGAAGAAAGAACAUUUUUCAUAAAAGACGUUGUCGAUCCUUUGUCAAAUAAUCUUAUAUCUUUCCAAGAAGCUAUUGUACGAGGAAUCAUUGAUCAAACAAACGCCCGUUAUGUUAAUCCUUACACAAGAGAAAGCAUGCCCAUCAGAGAAGCCAUGAAUUCAGGACUUGUGAAACUAGAGUGGACCACAAGAAAUAAAAUUCGGGAAGAGAAAAGAUCAUUUGGUUUGAUAACUAUCAAAACAACCAGAGAUAGCCGUCCGUACAACAUUAUGCAAGUCGUAGAUCCGUCCACCAACAAACCCAUUCCAACAUCAGAUGCCGUCAAGAAGGGUAUUCUUGAUAUUAAAAAUUCUGUGUAUGUAAAAGGCCCUGAUGAUACUAUUCCAAUUCCAGAAGCCAUUGACAUGGGGAAGGUCAUCAUCGAAUAUACUGGCAGUAAAGAUGCGAAACCCGAAGUUGUGACCAAAACAUAUGCAGUUCAUUCUAUUGUUGAUCAGAAAAAGAAAGACAGAGUGCCUUUCGCUGAGGCAAUCACCCAGGGAUUGUUUGAUAAACAAAAUGGUAUCUAUAUCCACAAUGUUAGUGGAGCCAGAAUACCUGUCGGUGAAGCUAUUGCCCAAGGUUUCAUUAAGGCUCGUUUGGUAACCGAUCCAAGCAAAUUAGACAUAAACCCAGAAAACACUGUUGUCAUUGAAAGAGUUCAGAAUGUGCGAGAUAAGAUUACAAAAGGCUUGAAGGUGGUUAAUGCCAUGAAGGCUGCCAUGAAAUAACUGAUUCCUGAAAAUUAUGAACCAACCUAUCCAGGAAGAGGGCCGGAUCGAAACAAAAGCCAAUUCAAUUGGAGUUUUGAAUUUAAUAAAACUGAACAUAUUUGAUAAAAUUUAGCAGUAAAUAAUUAUGACAUAUGCUUCCACUAAUAAAAAUUUAGCAGUAAAUGAUUAUAACACAUAAUACCAUUAAUUAAAAAUAUUAACAGUAAAGGUUGAUGGUACAUAUCCCUAAUACUCAUUUCGGCAUAUAUGUACACACACACAUACCCGCGUGCCUAUCAUAUUAGUGACAAAGAUAUUAGUUUAUUUCUCUUUAUACUUGUUUUGUGGUUCUAAAGUUUCUAAAAGUGUAUAUUUAAAGACAGGUUUCCUUCUUCUUUAUUAGUUUCACAUGUUUUGGGAGGGAUUUACUUGAAGGAAAUAGUUUAUUUUCCCUCCAUAUAUUAUAUUCUAAAGAACUGAGGUAAAAUAUUAAAGAGAUUUGUGGGUAUUUCAUUGUCUAAUUUACUCUGAUAGAACAUAUAUUUUUAUUAUACAUUUUUAUGCAAAAUUACAAGAUCUAGUUAUAUUUAAGUAAUGUCAAUGUAUAUAAGUUUCUGCAUAAUAUCCCGGGAUUUAUUACCUAUGAAAGAAAUUUAACGACGGUCUUGACAAAAAUUAUCAUCGGAUAUUGUUUUCUUUUGUCAAAGCGUGUAAAUUAAAAUAUAUCACCUCCUGCGACUAAUAUCCACUUCAGAAUAGUUUUCAAUUCAUUAGAUAUCGGCACGUUAAUUUUUUCGGGGCAUUUUAAACUAUUUUAAGACAUAAGUGUAUAUAUGUAUAUAUAUAUAUAUAUAAUAUAUAUAUAUAUAUAUAUAUAUAUAUAUAAUAUAUAUAUAUAUAUAUACAUACACAUACACAAAGAAAAAGUGGUUCUUUUAUUGUAUAUAGCUGACGUGUUUUGUCAUGGAGGGCGACUGAAAUUUUCUAUUACAAAUGAGGUUCUCUUACAGACUGUCUAUUAACAUAAUCAUAAACAUUUCAAUGAAUAUUAUUUAUUGUUCUUUUCUCAUGAAACCAUUAUUUGGGAAGAUAGAAAAUCUAUAAUUGGGUUCAGAUCAUCUUUAUAGUGCGUUUAAUAUGGGAUUAUUCUAUAAAUGUUUAUGGGUGAGAACUAAAUGAGGUGAUGUAAUAAUUAGCUUACAUUUUGUUUUAAUAGUUCGCCAUGUUGAAUGAUUAGAAAAAGUAUGUGGGAUAUAAAGAAUUUCCAUAGUUGUAAGUUAAUAAAGUCUGCGCUCUUUUGUCUUUGAACUUUCAUUGCUUCAAAUGAUAGCUAAAUCUCCAAAAGUCAACUGGGAAAUCUAUGCUACCAGGUAACUUGUGAUAUGUUUGUUAUGAUUUGCUCAAAAUAAAUCUAACUAGUGCUUAAAAAACAACUCUUUUCUAUUCGAUAGAUACAUUGAAAUACUAUUUGUAAGUAAUCUGUAGAAUCUUGGCACAAUCUACCACUCAUUCGAAUCGCUGCAUAUAUGAAUAUACACAUACAUACAUUUAUCAUAUUGUAAUUUCUUCGUUUUAUACGUUUAAAUUUUCUUAGACUGGUAAAUAUUUACACAUAUAUUUCAUCCUUCUAAGUUUCAUAAUUUCCACGUCAGCUUUACUGGCCAUAAACAAUUCUUUUUCUCCGAUAUUAUCUUCUAAAGCAUUGGAAAAUCCUUUAAGGUUAAAUUGUAGAUCAUGGUAAUUUAUUUAUAUACCCAGUUAAUACAAUUAUUUGCACUGCACUCUUUUUAAUGCAAAAAUACAAAUCUAGUUAUAUUUAUAUCUAUAGUUAUAUUUACGCCUAGUUAUACUUCUGUAUUUAAGUAAUUUUUCAGCAUUUAUUACUUCAAAUUAUUACCUCUGUUUAGAAAUCAGAAAAUUAAAGAUGAUAUUCACAGAAAUUAUAUCAUCGAAAUUUGUGUUGAGUGAGGUUUAGAGGGUAGGAAAUAUGUAACUUUAUUUGUUUAUCACGCCCUGAAACUGUAAAACAGUUCAAAAGUGUUCUUAAGACAAUAAGCAACCGCGCAUUAUUUUUCGGAAUAUUUUAAGUUACUUCAGUAUAUAUACAUACAUACAUACAUACAUACAUACAUACAUACAUACAUAUAUGCAUACAUACGUACAUACAUACAUACACGUACGUGUGUACGUAUGGUCGUACGUAUGUAUGUACGUAUGUAUUUAUGUGUGUAUGUGUGUCUCGUGUGUGUAUAUAUAUGUAUAUACACACGCGCACUCACACAUACAAGGCAAAACGGUUCUUUUAUUGUAUAUAGCUGGCAUAUUUUGUCAUGAAAAGCAACACAAAUUUUCGAAUACAAAUGAGAUUUUCUUAUAAACUAAUUAUUUACAUAACAAUAAACGUUCCGAUGUAUAUUAUUCAUUGUUCUUUUCCCAUGAAAAAGAAAUACUAUUUGAGAAGAAAUAUAACUUAUAACAUAUAGCAGAUAUGUUUAAUAUGGGAUUAUUCUAUAAAUGUUUAUGGGUGAGAACUAAGUGAGGUUAAGCAAUUAGUUUACCUUCUUGAAAAUGUCUGUGGGAUAUAAUGGGUUUGUUUCUCUAAUUGAAAGCAAAUAAAGUCUGCGCCCUUUUGUCUUUGAUCUUUCAUUACUUCAUAUGAUAGCUGAAUCGUUAAAAUCAAAGUGAAGAAGUUAUACUACUUAAGUACUUAUAUUUGUAAUGAUUUGCUCAAAAUAGCUAAAACGAGUACACAAAAACGAAAAUCCCUUUUCAGUCAAUGGUGUACUGUUUGCAAGGAAAUAAGCUAAUAAUUAUAUUGUAUAUUCAACGCGUAAUCUAAUACCAGAGCGAGCUAAAUUUGAAUUAAAUCAUACGUUCAUACAUGAUCAUAUAAACUAGGAGAUAAAUUAUGAGCAUUUCAUAUCUGAAUAUGUAAUUUAUAGCUAUCUUCAAAGGCAAAAAAGUGGCGCAGAUGAGUUUGAGAAAGUUUCGCUUAAUUAUCAUGCAAAGCAGAAAUCAAAGUUGCAAUAUUUAUAUUAUUAAUGAAACAGGGAGUAAAAGAAA